UGACUUCAGGGAGGGCGUCAUGGGACACGUCAACCAAGGGACACAUCAAGCUCGGUAACUACAGGUAAUGGGACACGUAAAGCUCGGUAACUACAGGUAAUGCCGAUAAAAUUUUUAAAAAAUGAACUCGAAGAUACCUUCCUCCCCUCGGGCACAUUUUCCCCAGCUUGACCUCCGAUCCGUAAUAGCUAUAAAACUUCUACUUUAAUUGUAUACAGCUGUUUAUAUGUAUACAUACGGUUCGAGAGACUAUAUAUAACGACGCUUAUUAAUAAACAUUCAUGCAAAACGUGAAACUGCUGAAUAAUUUAUUAUUUGCGGCUUUGCUAACAGUGAAAUAGUAGUAAAUAAAAAUCUUGUUGAAGAUGUGAAAAGAAUUUUAUUUGUGGAUUUGACGAUUCCGAUUUCAUCAAUCUUGGUUAAACGACGACAUACCACUUUUGGUGUCAGUUGAAUUCUGCAACUGUAAGUUAAAUAAAGGAACUUAUGACUUAAUUUUGAAUAGCUGAGAUGUUGUUGUGCCAAUUUUGCGGUUCGGAGUGUUUGUGCAAUUGAUACUGAAGCAACUGGCAAAUUAUAGGUUAUUGCAGACAUUGUUUUCACAAUCAAAUUAUAAAAAAAACAGACAGUGUCAACUGGUGAAUAUGUUUAUAGAGACAUUCUUGCUUCCGCAACAACAGCAAAAAGUAACAAUAUUUCCAUAUGUGUGCAACGGGAAAACAUUGAUUAGUUGAAGAAUGUUUUCGCAUCAGCAUAUAGUUUGUCCAGGGCCUGAAACAUGGUUUAAUAGCCAUUCCAUGCAACAGAGAAUUGCUAUUUCCAACUUUUAAGGGUUUGAUGACCUAAAGCUUUUGGCAUAGCAUUGGAUAACAACGAAAGCAUAUACCAUUGGAAAACAAACAUAACCUAGGGGUCUGUUCAUAUGAUCCCACUCAUCGAGAGACGUCUUGCCUACCGAGACGAAUAUCUCCGUGCGUUCAUAUGGAGUAUUUCGUCCCGCUUGCCGAGAUUACAAUUCUAUAAUUAGCGUAUGCAAAACUUCUACAUUUCAGUCAAGCAACACAAAUACUUAGCGAUUUUAGUGUUUUUCUUCGUUUAUUUACAAGAAAAAUUAUUGCUUUAGUUUAGGUGCAUAUUUAAUACUUGUUUACAAAACAAACAUAAAACCAAGUAAAAAGUGUUAAAUUAAACGGCAAGACUUGUUUGACUUCAUCCCGGUAAGCGGGUUGGCGUGUUCAUAUGGAAAAAUUUUCAUCCCGCCUACCUAUGAUCUCGGCAAAUUCAAACGAGAUCUCGGCAAGCGGGCCAGCUCGCGCGCUUUCUCAGUCAUAUGAACACAAUGCAAAAUUUUAUAGGAAAAUAGCUAGAAGCGAGACGUCCCGGUAAGCGGUAUCAUAUGAACAGGCCCCUAGUCUGUGGCCUAGUAUCCGAUCUGAGCCAUCUGCUGUUAAAAAAUGAUUCGCUAUCGCGAUUCCAUAACUCAUAAGGAAAUUCCAACACGAAUCGAUCAAGUGUAAUGGGGUCAACAUACCAUAGAAUAGAUCUACACUGCUUAAGAAAUAUUUGCAAUGAACUAGCAUACACAAGUAAAUAACCUAGUCUUCUCCAGAAACGGAAUGAAAAGUGUAAUCCUAAUAAGUCGAGUAUUUGCAUGCAUAAAUGCACGCUACUUGUGACAAAGGGGUUGGUUAUACACAUUAGAAUCUCAGAAGAAAAACGAACGUGAACAGUGCCUUUUUUAACUAUAUAUCUGGGGGGGGGGCAAUUGCCCCCAGGAAAAGAAUCCCCCCCCCAGUAAAGCCAUUUCUGCCCCCGAAGUGCGAAGCAGAAUUGCUCAUGAUUGCUGUCAGAAUUGCAGUUGCUUUACUUGAUAAUGAGAUUAUGCCCUUCCAUAGCCUCCUCCACAGCCAUCUUGUGUGUAAUUCAUAUUGUUCUUCACCGAGUAUUUCAUAAUAGCGAUAGAUUUCAUGCAAACAAUCCGAUAAAAUGCUAGCCUUUCCAAGCCUUGCGACUAUUUCCUAGCACUCUCCUCCGCAGAAGCGUUGUGUUUUGUUUUGGGAGGUUUUAUUGCAAAAUUGUUUUCUUAAAAAUAUCAAGUUAUAUUAAGAUCCUUCCCCCAAUCGCCACAAAAACCAUUCUCUCAGAAAGUACACGUUACAUGCUCGAAGCUGAAACUGAUUAAGUUUGUCUCGACUGAGGAAAAAGACGAUAUACUGGAGGAACUUGAUUUGUGAAAUAUCGUUAAAGCAGUUGUAGAUAUGGUUCCAAGAAGAAUAGAUUUAGUUUAGAUUUUCAACUGUUAAAUACAUGUAUGCAUCAUCAUAGCAUGAAUAUUUCUUCUCAGACUUAUUCUGUAUCGUAUGAAAAAGCAACGCAAUUUUGAGAAUGCGGAAAUGGUGUCUCAUAGAACCUAAAAUGAUUUAAAUGCAACAUUUCUGAUCAAAGUCACAUUGGGAUCCCCCCCCAGCAUCACAGAGAGGAAAUAAGGUGACACUGACCCCUCCUCCUAUUUUUCAAGGUGACUUUCCAAUUUAUUUAAUUCCGAGUAGAAAUGUCUGGAAAAAUUCAUGUCUUCGAUGUACUUUAUAAUCUUCGGAAUUCUGUUAGAUUUCACCCCCAAAAUGCAUGAAAUCGCAAUUCAGGGAUCCUAGAUUUCAAAAUUAAGGUUUGGCUACGCCACUGGUUAUAGCUUUACGAUUAUAGCUACAAAGAGUUGAAGUUAUUGUUUAAAGUAAAAUAUAGCUGAAGUUAAUAAAUUAAAGUUUUACAAAAUCUCUCUUCAGACUCGCACGUUCGCCAAACCUCGACGGCUCAUAUUUUUCGUUCUGCCUUUUUUCCUGUUUUGCCCCCCCCCCCCUCUCCCCCCAGUGAAAAUUCCUUAAAAAAGGCACUGAACGUGAACAAUAAUCAAUAUUUUUGUCAGACAUAGGGCAUUAGACAAAUUAUUAGAAAGAGCAGUUCUAGAUGCUUUGCCUUUGUUAUUAGUAUAGGAUUUUCGCAACCAAACCAACACAGGAUAAUCGCUCGCUGUUCUGGCGAGCUCAUUUGAAAAGUCAGACUUUUGAUCACUGACGAUGAUCCAGAUUUAACGAUUAUCAAUCUUUUCAAAAAUAGAAUGGCGCAGUUUAAAAAAACAUAAAAGCAAUACUAUAUAGACUUAUUGCCGGUAAAACUACGUUUUUGAAAUAAGACAAGUUAGCAGUACACGCUAUAUAUUUUUAUUCUAAUAGAAAUAAAUACACAUGCACUUGUUACUCCCAAGAACGAAGUAUAAAGCCGUUGCAACGGUGAAAUUGAGUGGCGAAGUGGUCUUACAUCAAACUGCAUGACGUUACCUCAUUUGAUCAAUUUCCUAAAGUCGAUUAUUUUGGAUUUAUUUUAUUAUUUUGUUCAGGGUUAGAGUAGGGUUUGGGUUAGUUACAUAGCCAUUUAACACCUCUUCCAUCUUCCGAAAAUAACGUCACGUCAAUUUGGCAGAUGGAAACAAGUGCUCACUUAUUAGAAAGCGUUAUUCACAUCUGAAGUCCUGGGUUCGAUUCUCGAACUUUUCCGGACUCAUGACAUUCCUACAAAAAGAAUCACCCAAGGCUGUACGAAAAGUCGUGGGUUUGCUCCGUUUCCUCCCAAUCGUCCGACAGGGAAUAUUGACAGGGUGGGUUAUGAUACAUAAAAUUAAGUAAUCUCACCACCGCAUCAUUAAUCAGCAUGAACUGCAGCAAAAUGUAUAGCGUGAUUAAAUAAACCAUGCAACCAUUCACGCUGAUUUCGUAAUUAGGUCACCUUUGUUCGGUACCAGAACGACGGUUGGUUUCCAGUCACUAGGAACUUUACCCGUGACAGGCCAGUGACAUUUUAAAAAGUUCAGUUAUAGAUUGCGCCAGUUCAUCAGCAUGCACUCUCGCUGAUAUUCCAUCAUGGCCAUCAGGAUCAGUACUUCCUUUAGGUGGUGUAAAGUCCGCACAGUAAAUAACAUAUUCUUAACUGAAACUACAGUUUCAGUUCCACCUACAGUAUUACAACUGAGACAAUGACCUCUUGCAAUUCAACUACGUCCACACGAAGCUAUUACAAUAGCUUCUAAACAAAUAGUGUUGGAUCGAGGUUAUAGGUGGUAAAUCUAUUGCAGAGGUAGAUUAUGUACCAAGAUACUAUGUCGAAGCACAGCCACAGGUGCAAAAUAAGAAUUAAAUACGUCAACCUUUGUUGCGAAGUGGUUGAAUUGCCAUAGGUCAUUGUCUCAGGUAAGGUGGAAACAAAUACUAAAUUCUUUCAAGUUUCCUCGCACCAACUCAGCUUGUACUUGUUUGUACUCGCGUUUCUUUUUUCGUAUCCAAGCUUUAAUUAAGCAUUCGCCUUUCGUAUCCCGGAUUUACCCAUCGGCGAAAUCUCGCCCACAGUUCCGAACUAUAUUGGUGUUUUGCCUUCCAACCUUUACGGAAUUAAGGAUUUACGAAUUUCCAGACGUAAAUUUAUUCGACAGAUAUUCAGGCACCAUUAAAAUUUUGUUCACUGUUUUAAACAAUCAUUAAGAUGUUGAUUUCUUCUUUCUUCCAAUUUGGAUCAAUCUAGGUCAGACGAUAUUUCGCGUGAUCGAAUGUUAUAAUCUGAUCCACUUAUAAAUACGAGCGGCUCUAUUUUGUAAUUGCUAAAGUUUUUGUGCGAGACCCUUCCCAGACACUGCUGCAUGCAGUAGUCAAAAUGUGGUUGAAUUAAUGAUUUAUAUAUAUCAUGAUGAGAACAUGAUGUGGGACUAACGAUUUUAACCUCAAAACGCCAAUAACUUUGGCUACCUUUGAAUAGAUGCAAUGCGAGCAUUGGGUGUCAUAUUUUCAAUGGAGAAAGUGAGAAACUGACAGAAUAGUUUAAAAAAAUACGGCAUUAUGUAAUCUCAAGACGCCUCUGAUUGGAGGAUUGAAGAUUGUAAAGGAAAAAAGGAAACUAGUCUGAGUCCAAUAUAAAUGAGUCAUCCGGCAGCAAAGGAAAUGUUUAAAGGCAUAUUCUAAUAUACCGUACUGCUUCUAAUCCUUCGUCGACUUGAAAUGAAAAAACGGCGAUGGCCACACCCAAACCAAAAAGUGAUGAAACAACUUAGAGAAGUUUCGAACACGCACGAAAAACAGUUGAAUGUUCACAUAGUAAUGUACAACAAAACAAAUAAGAGAAUGCGAAAAGAUAAAAUUGUCGUGAACACUUUUGAUUCGCGUAUAAACGCAAUUUAAUUAUUUAAUAUAAGUUUGGAAACAAUGCGGAACAGCGCAAAUUGAAAGUUCAUAGUAAUGACCGCUGACCUGAAUUAUGCAGUGAAAUAUGAAUAUUCAAAAGCUGUAUUGACGCGUCAAUGAACCAGAAUCACAGCAAGGGUAUGAGUGGAUUAGAGUCCUUCGUAUGAGGUUCUAAAAACCUGCUUUGAUACAAUUACACGUUCUUAACUGUUCAACUACUGUCCCAAAGGAUCAAGGAAUUUUACAGUCACUUAACCAAGUCGUCUAACCACAGUAAGUAAAAUACGUUCUCUUACUUCUGUUUACGUUUGGUAAACGAAGCCCCACGGGGCUAAUAUGAUUAAAGUAAAAGUGAAUUUUCCUCCGCUCUGAGCGAUCACAAGAUUCUUCUCUACUUUCUGAUGUAUUCUGUAAGAACCUAAUAUAAACAUGGUCUUCAAAUGGUCAGUUCUGAACGUUUUUGAGUCGAUUGAAACAUAUGUAAGGUAAUUUGAUUAUGUAAUCAAAUUUGCUUGCCUCUUCACAGGAAUUUGGGGAAUUAAUAAUUUUACCACCCAAAAAAUAGGCACGCAGUGCGUACGUUGCUAGUCCUUCUAUUCUUGCGUUUUAUAAGAUGGUCGUAAUUCAGCAUGUUAAGAUGGUUGUUGUAAUUCUGCAUAGUAUAUAUUUUCUUCUGUAAACUACUUCCUUUUCAAAUGUUGCUCAGUCUGGGCAUGGCAGUCUAAUAAAAAGAAGAAAAAAAUAGAAAUUAUACAUUGGUGAAAGGGUUGGAAUACAAAAUUAGGCAAUCAUGUGAAUAUAAAAAAGGCACAACCUUGAUAGGUUUUGCUUAAGCCUAUAUGGAAACUGAAACAGAAGCAUAAUGCUAGCUUAGAAAGCAUGUAUGGCAGCAUUUUUUUAAUUAUGGCAGUCACCUAGAUGCACAAGAAAUUGAAGUUAUAGUUAUACAGCAGAAAAAGUCUAACAGCACAGGGCAAAAAACUGAAACAUUAUAACAAAUAAUUGCACCAACUAUUGAUGAUUGAUGGUUUCUUAGUCCAUAAAUUUAUCAUUUCAGUGCAUUUAUGUACCCAGAUUACAUUAUUCAGUCUAAUAAAUCUUACUGGCCAAGGGGGACAGGAGGAAUAGGGAUGGGUUAACAUAUUUAAAAUAAAAUUAUAUAUAUUUAAAUAACAAUCUCAUCUUUUAACAAACACUAUAAGAUAUUUUAAUUCUCAAAUAAGGACAUACCAUAAGUUUCUUGAUUUUUGAAUAAAAAGUCAAGUUUAUAAUUACAUGGAAUUUAUAUAUUGGCAAUUAGAUACAUGUAUAUAAUUUGAUGCUUUCAUCACCAAACACAAAAUCUAUAUUAUAGCACAUAAUUUGAUGAUGCCAUCUCAUCACUGCUGAUGGUUUCAAAAUCUGUUCCAUAUAGUCAUCAAUUCCAACAAUACAAGACAAAUAAAAUAUAUUUGCCAGGUCAAUGCCUAAUUAUAUAACCUAUGCACAGGAUUUUAAAGCAGUUUUUGGUAGAAACAUGCUGUUACUCAGGAUUUUUAAAGCCCAUGGGAAGUGGGGGUUAAAAGCCACGCCGCACACUCCAUCAAUGUUGACGUACAAUUUUCUGAACUAGUUUUACCCAUGUUUUCUGUUGCAAGUAAGAAAAAAAAGUUUUGUAAACUUGUUUAUUUAGUUUUCAUAGCCCAAAAACAUGAUCGAGCCACAUACAAAAAACUAAAUGUUGUAACCUUGAGAUAACCACCUAAACAAUGUAGAAUUGUCAGUACAGACUACGUUGAGCAUGAACAUAUUGAUUAAAAUCUAGGGGUGCACCGGAAUUCCGGCCGGAUUUAACAAAUUUUUCGGCAUCCAGCCGGAUUUGGAGAAAAUCCGGCCGGAUUUAAAUUCUGUUUUCACCUUAAAAAUUCACUAGGAAUGGGAUAAACCAUCAAUUUGGCAGCUUUAAAGUUUAAAAAACACUUCUAUUAUUAUAAAAUAUUAAGUUAUUAACAAAAAUAUAUUAAAAAAAGGUUUAAACACAAUAAAAAAAACUAAACUGACACUACCUAAAAAUAGUAAAAAACAUAAACCGCCAUUUUGAAUACUGAAUUAUCACAAUUUAUCCCCAAUUGUCCCCAUUACUGGUUCAUCUCAAAUCCGGCCGGAAUUUUUGUCCAAUUCCGGUAAAUCCGGUUCCGACCGGAUUUGAAAAUUCCAAAUCCAGUGCACCCCCAUUAAAAUCUGUAAUCCAUAUAAUACUCCUGCCCUUGCUUAGAUCUGAAAUGUGUUGUGGAGCACAUGGCCUUGAGCUUGUGUUUUCUCACUGUUGUGAUCUUUCAUUAUUGUGUGACCUUGACCAGAUGACCAUAAAUUUCUGUUGUGCAAUUUUAACCUAAUGUCAUAAGUCAAGAGUACAUAAUUAAGUGAGCUCUGCAUCAAUUUUUCAAUUAAGACUUUUCACAAUUUUAUACUUCUGUGAAUGAUUUCCUGAACAACCGCCACGGAGAUAUUACCAAUAGACAACCACCUGGGAAAUCACGAAACUCAGUUGGGGGGGGGGGGGGACGCAACUAUAUAACAUUAUAUUAUUACACAAUACAGUGUAUAAUUUAUAUGAAAGUACUUAUUUUACACAAUCGGAAAUACAGAUAAUUCUACUGACUCUACUUGUCUAGUGAUAAAGCAAAACUUUCGCCAAUACCGAUCAUUGGUCAAUUACUAAUCAUCUUAAAUAACUAUAGAAUGGUGUGAAAAGGCCUGUACAUAUCACUAUAUGAAACAUUACGUUUUUAGGCAGACUACAUAUUUUUAAUUUCAAUUAAAUAUAUUAGCUUAACAGGCAAUUGCUAUUAAAUAAAUAUGGAAGUUAAAUGGGUCAUUCUACAGUUCAACCUACCCAUAUUAAGGCAUCUGUUAGCACUUUAAUAUUUGGCAACGUCCAGGCACAACAAGCCAGCCAUUGAUUUAAUUUGUCCACCCGAAAUUUCGCCCGGAAAACGCGACAAACAUCAUUUAAUUACUUUCCUCAUCUCCCUAACAAAUGUGAUAUUCUUUCCUCGCAGUUUAAGCUUCAAAAACACAUGUAAAUCUACUAAAUCCAACUUUUAAUCUGAAAAUAUCAAACCAUUUCCAAUUUUCAAGUUUUCUUUGAAGAUUGCCAGCCUGAGCCCACUAUCAGCAGAACAGCGCUAUCCCAAAUAAAUAUUAAGGGCGCUCACUUGCGCUCAGCGUUUUGAUCCUUUGGAAAACAUAUAUGGGGUCCAAAAAAACGGUGGAAGUUCUACUGACUAUUUCAAAAUUACAAAUAGUAUGCAUUUGGUUUUUAAAGUUUACCAAGUCUUCAGUAAUGCCACUGAUGUUAUAUUGAAGGAGAAUUAGUCUUUCUCAUAAAGGCCAAAUUGGCAAAUUUGCCAUUUUGGGGGGUACUUUUUUUUUAAACGACGCGAAAAAUCUAUAAUUAUAAAGCGAUGUGAAAACAUUUUUUCAAACAUUUUUCAACUGUAAAUUAACUUAAAAUUAUCAUACUUACAAUCAUAGUUAUACAAAUCCCUUAUUCACUGGGUACAAUCUCAGAUUUGUAAAAGGCAAUACCCCGAAAUGGCGGCGUAAGAACUUCUAAUUGUUCUUUUGUUAAAUUCUGUCAAUUCUCUACGUGAACUGCAAGUUUCGGUGAUCAUAUCUGUGCGCCUGGUUCAGUGUAUCGGUUAGCAUUUUAAUCUUGGCUUCACUAUAAUUGAAUGCCUAAUCUAGAUCGAACUGGAAGCGGAAUAAUGAAUAGUAACAAUACUAUAAUUUUUAAUCAGUGUGGAAAUUACCUAAAAAUUGCAUGAGAAAUUUGAAGAUUAAGAACAAGCGUAUAAAUAGAACAAAUAUUUACAGGAUUAAAAAUAGUCAAUAUUCUCUAUAUAUCAAAUGUGUUUCAAAAAGGUUUAACAAGGUUAUCAAUGAUUGUAAGUUCAGGUUUAAAACUGAGAGUUUUGUUCUGAAGGUUUCAAGAUUCGGGAAAUUCCUGACGUCAUUACCGAAUGCAUUCCAUUAUUUUGCGGCAUGAUUUUGGCAUGAUAAGCAAAGCGUUUGCUUCCCCAUUAAUUUUCUAUUAAAAUAUAUUUCGGCUGGUUGUUACUCACUUACUUGCGAUAGAAAAUCAAUCAAGAUUGACUAAGCAUGGCCGCUUUCCCAAUCUGCCUUAUGAACACAGCAGUAAAAAAUUAGCUCAGUCAGCUUAGGCUAUACGUACAGUAUUACGCCUAUACGUACGCCUAUACGUACGCCUACGAGACACUGCCUGUGAUUCAAGUUAUAUGUUUCUUAAUUCAUUUUCCGCUCAACAGAAAAGAUUGUUUAAUAUCCCAACUCAAUUUCUAUGAAUGCUUUAAUUGAGCCGCGCUGACAAAGAAAUUUUGUCAGGGUCUUUUUCCAAUAUAUAUAACUAGGCACCAAAGCCCUCCAGCCCCCUUGGUUCCCUCACUCAACCAUUUUGCCUCCCCUCCAGUCAAGUCAAUGUCCGCAGGGGUGUAGGAAGCAGGGGGGCCUGCGGGCCCCCAACCCAAUAAUUUAAAGGGGGCUGAGCGUAGCCCCACCCAAAUCGACAUUGGAUUUCAACAAGGCGCCCCAGAGGCACCCCCCACACACUAUACCGAUGGGUUGAUCUCACUGCUUAUAGCUCCAUGCGGCAAUCAUAUAUUAUACAGACCUGGGAGCUUGUAUUUCUUCUCGAUCAAGUACGAUCUGGACUGGAGAAGCGGAGAAGCCAUGAGAAUCCAAUUUUCAAAAUAUAAACAAUACAUAAAGUGGAAUUUAGCCCGGAUAUAAAAGCCGAUUAAUUAAAGUUUAUUUUGUAUGUUUAUUUUAUUAAGAUUUAUCAAGAAUGAAUAAUCGUGCCGGGAGGAUUCAGAAUGACACGAAAAUGGUGUUACUUGUCCACAAGUCAGAUACGGACAAACAAAAGCUUGUCAAUUAUUUUCGACGCGCUCUUACAAGUAAAGCUAGUGGUAGUUUAAAAGUCGAAGACGUGAAUGUUGCCAAUGGAAACGAUAAUGUGAAAGAUUCCUCUUGGCUGGAUGAAGUGAACAACAUUGUUUUACUAUGCCUGACGUCCGAAACUAUUCCGUCGUUGGAACAAAUAAUUAGAGAAAAAAGGUACGUGCAAGAUGGCCGCCUGAAUAGGAAAGUAUUUUCGGUUUCCUUUGGAGCAAACCUAAACGCUCAAUGGCCUCCAGGAGGAAUCCAAAACGAAAAUAAUCGAGACUUCGCCUUCAAUUUUGAAAAUGUGGAAAACCUUACACCAACCGACUUCAAAACAUCGGACAGAAUGACAGUGUUAAUUGCAGCAAUGAGAGGCGCAUGAAUUGACCAUGAUGAACAUGACAAUUUUUCACUAUGUUAAUUCACCGGUAGUAUCGUUAGAACGGUAGAUGAAUUUCAAACUCUUUAGUCACAAACGAACUGCACAAAACAGUCUUUUGCUUAGGCGGGUUGCUCAAUUGUCAUUUAACGGAGGAGUGCCACACCACUAGUAUUGCGAGCUCAAAUUCCUGUUAGCGGCCAUUUUAUGGGCCGAGUAAGAGAUCCGGAAAAAUUUUUUAUAAUCCGUCUUAUAUUUAAACAAUCCUUUGAGAAUCCUUGUUUCUUUUAUCAAACAAGUAAUUUUUUAUUGUUAUUUGUAGAUUUGAUAAAAACGAUAAAAAUGCCCGCGAUAUUAUAUGGUGUGACACUAAUCCUUUAAUUAAACAAUUCAGUUAAUUAAGCUAUUUAAUGAGGGCCAAUACAUGUAUCUUGAUAUCCGCUAUAUAUCUAGAUAUAGCUAAUUCAAAAAAAGGUUGUCCUUCAAAAAUGUUAAACCUUAAAUCUUCGGAGUGCGCAAGGUAUGAUGGGUGAAAUUUAUUUAGAGUCCUAAACUCGGAAAGUUUGCCUUGCAACCAUAUAGUUAUAGGAGAUCUAGAUUGCUAACGCAUAACUAGCGCAGGCGGGGCCUACAUGAUAAAUCCAAGAUGGCGGUACAACAGGGCAAAAAGACUAUAAAUUCUAUUACGAAAAUCAGGAUUUUUGCAUUUUUUGCCGUUGCAUUGUUUUGAAACUUAUUCGGUCAAAUUUUAUGGUAAAGAGAAACUUACCGCGAAGAUUUUGAGCACAUAUAUGAUUGAAUUGGAUAAAAACUCGCAAAAUUAUCCAUCGAUAAAAGUUCGUGUAUAGUACUGAUAUAGUACAAUAUAUGUAACUUGUACAGUUUUGCUUAAAUUUUUGCUCACUAUUUGCAUAAAAAGCAAGUUAUAACAGACCAUAGAUGAUAGAACCUCAUCGAGUGCUCUCAUCAGUUUACUUCUCUAACAAGCAAGGAGGGGGGGGGAGGGGGGUACAUAACAGUUCAUUUUUUAUAAUUAUGAAGACAGAGCAGAUGAUGAUGAGAGAUGCUAGUAUAAAACACCAUUCACAAGGCUAGAUGUUAACAUAGCACAGUAUUUCUGGCAAUAAAACGCUGCAACUGACCAACUGACCAUUUCACACGAACUUUUAUCGCCAUCAUACCUUGCGUGCUCAAUAUUUAAGAUUUUUCUAAGGACAACCUUUUUUGAAUUUUAGCUGUAUAUAGAUGUCUAGAUGACUAGAUGUCCAUGCAUAUCGCAUAUAUUUUUGUGUUAUUGGUUUAUUUAUUUGGUCAAAUACACGUAUAGUAUUCAAAUGGCGAUGACGCCUACUAUGGGAUUUUAUGUGAUGCAAAAUGUUUUAG
Molecule: messenger RNA, 11928 nt
Organism: Paramuricea clavata
Lineage: Eukaryota; Metazoa; Cnidaria; Anthozoa; Malacalcyonacea; Plexauridae
Source: the annotation of a GenBank genome assembly